Messenger RNA from Penaeus chinensis, 5497 nucleotides. RefSeq names its product xyloside xylosyltransferase 1-like. The transcript is spliced from 4 exons. Gene Ontology annotation, molecular function: UDP-xylosyltransferase activity. Lineage: Eukaryota; Metazoa; Arthropoda; Malacostraca; Decapoda; Penaeidae. The record is from RefSeq and is a predicted model, not a curated record. Bases 145 to 1302 code for a protein of 385 amino acids.
UCAGUGCAGCGAGUGACAGGUGAGCGAGCGCAGUGCCAGAUGCACCCCCGGGACAGCGCCAUAUUUCCCUUAACUGCUGAGUGCUAGCGGUCACUAACAAGGGGCAAAGGCCGUGUGAGUGGAAGGGCGAAUGAGCGUGGCACUAUGCUGCUGCGUCUGAGGCUGCUGGGGCAGGCCGUGUUCCUGCUGGUGGUGGCGGCCAGCCUGAUCCUCCUGUUCGCGGGGCGCGAGCUCAGGCCGGGCCCCGGGGACGCGUCCCCCGUGGCAGGACGCCCGGGGCCGGGCCAGCAGGGGCGGGGCCAGGGCGGGGGGCAGCAGGGGCCGGAGGCGGGGGACAAGGAGGAGGAGUCCAACCUGCCGCCGCAGGAGGCCGUUCCGCUGAGCUCGCAGGAGAACGACCUCCUGUACAGGCCGCCCCUGGACAUCGCCCUCAUCUUCACCCACGCCAAGGACAACGCGCCCUUCCAGUACAAGCUCCGCGUUGCAGUGGGGUCGCUGCUGCAGGCGGCGUCGGCUCCCCUGCGCCUGCACCUCAUCACGGACGCCGACGGCUUCCACAUCGCCUCGCAGGUCAUCGCCGACGUGCAGGCGGGCAGUCAGCUGGACUCCAGAUACGUCAAGCUGGUGUACGUAGCAGCAGAGGAUUUCAUCCCCGAAAUCGAGAGCUCGGUAACUGUCCUGCAGGACUUCUUCACCACAAGGAGGGACGCCUACUACCGAGAUGCGCUGUUUUUCUUUUCUCUCUUCUUGCACAGACUCCUGCCGGGCUUGGAGCGGAUCAUGCUCAUGGAUAUAGAUAUUAAGGUGAAGGGAGACAUCGCUGAGCUGUACUCCCACUUUGAACGCUUCAGCCCAACCAACAUAAUAGGGAUGGCCCUAGAGCAGUCUCCUGUGUACCUCCACCUCCUCUCACUCUAUCGUCGCAGCAACCCUAAAACGACCCUGGGUAGUCCACCGGGCCAGGGUGGCUUCCCAGGCUACAACAGCGGCAUCGUUCUGGUCGACAUCGAGAGGCUCAGGAACUCCAAGAUCAUUAGCAGAUACUUGUCUCGAUCAACACUCACGGAGAAGACAAAACAGUAUAGCUUCCAGGGCCACUUGGGGGAUCAGGACUUGUACACGCUUAUUGCCUUCGACCACCCUGAGCUCUUCUACACUCUCCCCUGUGGCUGGAACCGACAGCUGUGCGAGUGGUGGAGGGGGCAUGGGUACCAGACAGUGUUCGACCAGUAUUUCAACUGCACAGGCGAGCUCAAGAUCAUACAUGGGAACUGCAAAACCGAAAUUCCAGAAAACUUGUGAUAUUGUCCAUGCCCUCCACUGGUAUGGGACCAGCAUUGUUGUCAGUUGUUAGCUUUUACAUACCUCAGCAAAGGAAAUUGGGUAAAACAUUCCUAUCAUAAGUUAUUGAUGUAAACCUUCAUAUUGGAAAAUCUUACCAAAUGUGUAGGCAGUCCUUCCACAAUAUCAUAAAUGUUUUUAUACGACCUUUCUUAAAAAAAAACACAUAAACACAACAAAGGUAAGAGAGUGGUCCUCUGUUAGUAGCUUUCUGCUGUGAUAAUUCUUUGUUCCCUACCUGUGCUGUGAUCUCUGGUAAAGGAAGAUGGAAAAGAUCUUUUUAUAUAUUGCAUCGGCUUUUUAUAAAUUGUAUGGAACGGUAAUGUAACCAAGGACAUGCGAAAUAGUGUGGCAUUAAUAAUAGGUGUGAGCUGUGGAUGGGAAAGCAAUGGGGUUUGCUUUUUUGUUUUUCUGAAAGUUAUAUAUAUAAAGUUUAAAGAUUCUUCGGCAAAAACAAUUUUUACCUCAAUUUUGUACAAUUUGAAAUAACAGUUUACACCUGUUGGUUGCUAAGUAGGCAAUUGCAUUGUAUUGUGGGGAGGUGUAAACAAAAGUUUUGAUACUGUUAUUUUCAUUAUCAUUCUAGUUAAAUAUUACUGAAUUGCCUGGGCAUAAAAAAGUGUAACUUUGAAAACAUACUUUUCUAUUUUUAUCAAUGCCAUUUGUCAUAUUUAAAGGCUGUGAGUUGUGUUCAAGGCAAUGAAUAAUCUAACAAGAAAACAAGUAAAUGUUCGGUUUGUCUGUCUGAUGCUCUUUUGUCCCUCUUGCCUUGUUUGGUUAUCUGGUUGCUUGUUUAUUUAAAUUUUUGUGCAUUUGUCUGUAUGCCUACACCUAUGAUCUUGCUCUCUCUCUCUGUGUGUGUGUGUGUGUGUGUGUGUGUGUGUGUGUCAGUGAGUGAGUGAGUGAGUGAGUGAGUGAGUGAGUGAGAGAGAGCGAGAGAGCGAGAGAGCGAGUGAGCGAGAGAACGAGCGAGCGAGCGAGCGAGCGCUGAAGGCCUCUUUCUAUGCAUACAUGUAUAUUUUUAUAUGUUUGCACAAGAAAGCCUAAAGGAUGACUAAGCAAAGUAUAGAAUUUAUGUGAAAGCGAUGCAUGAGAGUGCAUUGCAGUUGUUUUUAAGAAGUGCAGUUUAUAGUUAAAGCCUCCUUGUGCAGAGACAGUUGUUAUCAUGUAUACUUACACUAUGCUUAUGGUAGGUUAUAUAUAUACAUGUAUAUAUGAAUCUAUGCAUAAUGUUUAUUUCACUGUAGUUUCCAAGUUGGGACUUUAAAAGAAAUAUGGGUGCGUAGGUAAACAUAAAUGAGCAUAUAUAUCCAUAUGUGAUUGCAUGUGUAGAGAUAAGGUGAACUCUUCCAGACCUCAGUGAAUGAAUGCAUAGGUAAACAGAUAUGAAUACAUAUUUAAAGACAAUAUAAAGUUGUAUACAUUCAAAUUUAAACGUGUACAGAUGUAUGUACAUAUUGACAUUCAUACACAUAUGUAUACAUGCAAUUACAUGUGCACACACACACAUGUGCAUAUGCAUAUGUGCGUGUGACUUACUUGGCUUGUAAAUUAGUAAUAUUUUUUUUAAGUAGACUGUGUGUUAUGUAUUUUUUCUAAAUGAAAAAAAGAGAACAAAAUGAUAAUGGAAAGAAUCAUGAAUAUGUACAAAUUUUUGUAUGUAAAACAAGGUUUUGCAUAAUCUUAGGUAUUGAUUCAUGCACAUCUGCAUGACUGUGUUGUGCAGGCAGGUCUCUUUUAUAAGUGGAAGGUAAAUCUCAACAGUUUGUGGAAUCAGAAUGGUAGAUAGCAGCUAGCUAUUGCAAUUGACAAUGAAAAGGCACAUAGUAAAAAAUAAUUGCUGAACAGAUAGCUAAAAUACAAUAGCCAUCAGUUCCCCUCAAAAUUUGCUUAUAUUAAAAAAGAAUAAAGUGUCGGGAGUUUGGUAUCCAAGUAGGAUCUGAGGAAUGAUAUUUUUAGUAGUAUGGAUGGUAGUGCAGGAUUAUUUAUUCUUGUUUAUUUUACUUGUUUUUUCUUUUUUUAUGUUCCUUUUUUUUUUUUACUGUGGAGGUAAUUUUCUACUAGAGAUCUAUUUCUCAUAAGCACUGAUAAUUAUGCAUCCCCCUGCCCCCCCCAUGUUUCUUGCAGGUCAGUAUGAUAUUCAAUUUGUGUAGUCGUUUACUCUUUCAUUGACUGUAAUUUCCUGUAUAUGUUGAUGUAGACGGUAAUGUGGACGUGGUUGUCCAUGGAUGCUUUUGAUACUUCCUACGUUGUGUGAGGGUUUUUCUUUGUCAGAGUAAGUUGCCGAUGGGGCUCAUGCCUCCCAGUUUGGAGCAUAUUUUACCUGUAAUUCAGGUAAGAGAUAUUGAAUUAUGAUAUACUGUGCUGUAUGUAUAGGUACAUAUAUGUAUAUGUGUGUAGACAUAUAUAUUUGUAAUUUUUUAUACCAGUGAACUUGACAAAAUUAUCUGGCAUUGGAUGAAAUCACAUAAUGGAUUAUGUGCUGCUCAUAUCCUGAAUACUGUGGCAGUUGUAUCGUUUCACUUGAAAUAUUGUUCAAGCAUAUUACUGGAAGCGAGAGCAAUUUUCACAGAGUCAAAGUUUUCUUUGAUAGAAUGAUCAUUAGUAUUGCAGUCUUAUCCGGUGAAGUCUGAUUUCAUAUUAUAUCUUUUAUCCUGGUUAUCUUCACAGCGUCAAGUUUUAUCUGAGGUUACUAAGGGCUGCGGAUAUUCAAAGUCAUAAGAAAUUCUAAGCUUAAUGAUUUAAGUAACUAAAUUCUCUUAAUUUUUUUUAAUGCCAGUUAGUGACCUUGUCAGAAUUAUCUGGUAUUGAAUAAAAUCACGUAAUGGAUUGCACUGCUGAGUACUGUGGCAGUUUGAGAAUUUAGUCUUUAUGGUAUUAUUUCAGUUGAAAUAUUGUGUCAGAAGGUUAAGAGACUUAGAAGUAAUAGACUUUUCUUUGAUGAAAUGAUCAUCAGUAGUUUUUCUUCAAAGAUACUAUUAUUUUAUAUACAUUUUUAUUUCAUUGUUUCUAAAGUAUUUACACUUUUCAGUCAUAUGAUUCUCAUAGAAAUACUUUUAGAAUGUCAUUCCAAUGCUGCAUACUUUUUUGCUGAGCGAUAUAGAAUCUUCAGUGCUAGUGUUGAAUAAUUUUAGUUUUGUUUUAGAACUGGUCAGUUUGUUUAUCUGUCUAUUAUAUCAGGUGGUGGAUUUUUUUCUUUCUUUAUAAUAAAUAUAGGGAAUUUUUUUUCUAGAUAUACAGUAUCUACUUAGAAUAUGCAUGCGUAACCAUUUCCGAAGAGGCAUUCUGGCCUUAAUAAAGCUAAGUUAAUAAUAGCACAGAUAUUGAUGGUCAGAAUCAAAGGCAAGGGAUCAAGGAGUGAGGAGCUGUUGCUUGCAAAAAACAUAAUUUAUUGGCAAACCCAAAAGAGGCCUUCUCUUUAGCCUCCUCUUCCUCCUUUCAAGAUUCGAGGGAGGCACUUUGACUGCCUGCUGAGUGAGAGUAGCCUUGUUUGCUCAGUUUAAUUGAGGAUGAAUGCACCUCUUGCAAAAUUGGUCAUGUUAAAGAGAAUGUAGGAUGUUAUCGAUAAAUGGAGGUUCCAGUGCUUUGUUGGUUAAGUCAAAGGAAUGUGAAGGUAUUGAGAGGUUUCCAGAAAUAUUUUAUAAGGAGUCAUGAAUAUUUUUAUUCAUGUUAAAACCGAGUAUUGGUAAAGAACAUUAGGCAUUUACUUAAACACAUUCUAGAGCAUAUUUUGGAGAAUCUGUUCUAUAUUUCUGAUAUUGAGUUUAUAUAUAUAUAGAUCUAUUUUUUUUUUUUUUUUUUUUUUUUUUUUUUUUUUUGUAACAUCAAGACAAAUCAAUGCAGAUUGAAUGCAAGUGUGAAGACCUACUAUGAAACAUUAGAUAAUGUAUUGCUGUAUAGUAAUCCAAGAAUGAUUUUGUAGCACGAGGACUACAGCAGAUUAUAUACAAGUUUCUUGCCAGUAUCUGUCACAUGAAAUGAAAAAAAAAAAAAGAAAGUAUUUGUCAGUUAUUGGUAACUCCUGAGACUGUUAUACGAAAGAACAGUUCUUGGCCGUAAAUCCAACUAGUCAAGGUAGCUUUAGUCUUCCCUACUUUUAACUAGUUCAUGUCUGAUGGCACUGGGAGGCAGUGAAGGAAUUAAAUUAUUUAUGAUA